Molecule: messenger RNA, 4716 nt
Organism: Notolabrus celidotus (New Zealand spotty)
Lineage: Eukaryota; Metazoa; Chordata; Actinopteri; Labriformes; Labridae
Product: cytochrome P450 3A27-like
Exons: 14
Coding region: 297-1802 (501 amino acids)
Molecular function (GO): heme binding; iron ion binding; steroid hydroxylase activity
Source: RefSeq, a predicted model, not a curated record
AAAAUGAGUCUCACAUUCUUGUCAGGGUACCUGGUUUCAAAUUGUUUGAUGUAAACACAUUUCUUUUUAAUCUGUGCUCGCUCUGACACAUGUCCAGACACAAUCUCAGAUGUAAGGGAAAGGGUGGUGCUCUGGUGUUGUUGUCCUUCCAGUCUGUUCAGGAGGAGGUGAGAGGGCACAGUUGUUGCGUAACACAGUGAGAGUAGGCCGCACCCCCUGAAGAGGAAGUUGCAGUGUUUAGUUCAGAACCAUACAAAGCUGAGAUUGCCACAGCUCGGUGCAGGCAAAAGAGAGUUAUGGGGUACCUGCCAAUUUUCUCGUUGGAAACAUGGAUUCUGUUGAUCACAUUCAUCUGCUUAUUUUUCAUGUAUGGCUACUCCAGUUACGGAAUAUUUGAAAAGAUGGGGAUCCCAGGAAUCAAACCAUUUAUGUACUUUGGCACUAUAGGCAAGCUUGACCCAGUUUACUACCGUGAGGACCUGGUUUCUGCAAAGAAGUUUGGAAGGAUAUGGGGCAUGUACGAGCUAAAGAAACCCAUGCUGGUUGUGAUGGAACCUGACAUGUUGAAAACCAUCCUGGUGAAGGAGUGCUUCACAUACUUUACUAACAGACGGGACUUCCGCCUGAAUGGGGAACUCUAUGACUCAGUGUCCCUUGCUAUGGAUAAUGAAUGGAGACGGCUUAGGAACAUCCUCUCCCCCUAUUUCACCUCUGGCCGACUGAAGGAGGUCUUUGCGAUCAUGAAACAUCAUUCCAGCAGACUGACUGCCAGCCUGGAGCCCAAGGCGCAGAAUGAAGAAGUUUUAAGUAUAAAAGACUUCUUUGGACCCUACAGUAUGGAUGUGAUGGCCAGCAGCAUAAUGAGUGUGGAUUUGGAGACCUUUAAAAAUCCUUCAUGUCCCAUGAUCACACAUGCCACAAACUUGUUCAGAUUCAGUCUACCACUUUUCCUUUUCCAAGGGUGUUUUCCAUUUGCUCUCCCUCUCUUGGAGCUGAUGGGUGUCUCACUUUUCCCCUCGGCUUCUGUUAAUUUCUUUCAAAAGUUUGUGAAGAAGAUCAGAGAGGAUCGCAAUGUGAACUCACAAAAGAAAGCAGGUGAUAUGCUUCAACUUAUGAUCAACACCCAGACUGAUGAUAAAUCCAAGAAGGAAAAGGAGAAUACAACAGGUUUGACAGAUCAUGAGAUCAAUUCUCAAGUCACCUUGAUUGUGUUUGCCGGGUACGAAACGAGUGCCCUCACUCUUGUUUUCCUUGCGUACAAUUUGGCGAGAAAUCCUGAAGCCAUGAAACGCCUGCAGGAGGAGAUAGAUGCCACCUUCCCUGAUAAGGGUCCAGUCCAGUAUGAAGACCUGAUGCAGAUGGAGUACUUGGACAGCGUGGUCAAUGAGUGUUUGAGGCUCUACCCUCCAGCCGCACGUCUGGAGCGAGUAGCUAAAGAAACUGUCAUUGUCAAUGGAAUAACAAUCCCAAAGGACAUGCUUGUUAUGGUUCCAAUCUACGCUCUGCACCAGGACCCCGAGCUUUGGCCAGAGCCCGAAGAGUUCAGACCUGACAGAUUUAGUAAGGAGAACAAGCGGAACAUAAAGCCAUACAGUUACCUGCCAUUUGGAGCCGGGCCGAGGAACUGUAUUGGGACGCGAUUUGCUCUGCUGAUGAUCAAACUGGCUUUGGUGGAAGUUUUGCAGAAAUACAGCUUCUCAGUCUGUGAUGAGACAGAGAUCCCUUUGAAGAUGGAUCCAGAAGGCCUCCUUGGACCCCUUAAGCCAAUCAAACUGAAGGUGGUGACACGUUCAAACCAGUGAAACUUGACAGUGGUCAGAGUGAUCUAUUUCUAAAGGUUGAAUAUUCAUCUAAACCUGUAAUCUAAGAAACACUUUAGUUCCCUUCAGUAAGAUUUCAUAUGCAUAAGGAGUUUAUACACUGUUGUCUCCAACCCAGUAAUCUGAUUGGACAAGAGGCAGUUCAUGAGUGCUAAUAUAUAGUAUAACAGCACUAGCGUAACAAUCAGCUUGUUAUUUAAGCUUUGUUUCUAUUUCUAUGUUCAGAAGCUACUGUCAUUUAUCAGUAUAUCUUGAUAGGCAUCGUCAAACCCUAAGGACCCUUACUGGUAACCCUUGAACCCCUAUUAUAAUUGUGCAUGAAAUAGCCAGAAAAAAAAACAUAGCUGCAUGAAAUAAGGCCAGUUUAUUCACACAAAUCCCUUAACAUAUCAAAACCAUAGAAAGAAAAGUGUCCACUUUAAAACAGCAGCCUCCAAAAGUCCUCCUUGGCAAAAAAAAUAUCCUUAAGUCCCAACAGAAAUGUCCUCAAAAAACUCAAAAGUUGUUGAUUCCCAACCAAAUGUUGUCCAAAAAGCUGUGUAUAUUUCUUUACCCCAACUCAGUGUUCAUUGGUGUUUAUGUACAGACUGUCUUGAUUGAUCCAGCUGGAACCGCUGAAUCACACGACAGACUCUGAUUUCACUGCUUGCAUGAUGAACUGAAACAUACGGAUCCAUUUACAUUAAAGGAGCUUUUCUGUUGAGAUGUGUAGACCUACAAAAACUAACAUGAGUGCAGGACGAAUGUUUGGGUUACUUGGUAACUAUCCAGUUCCUGACAAGUGAGGGAUCUAUUUGUGUUGGUAGAGCAAUAAAAUAAUACAACUGUGUUUUUGUUUGUUUGUUUUAAUGCUCACUACUAUAUGCCACUUGUAUAACUGUUGUAAAAAAAAAAAAGCAAUAUCACACUCAAGUGAUUACCAAACCACUUCCAUGCUCAUUCAGUACAACAGAAUGACCAGGGGCCUCAUGUCCAAAGGUUGCGUACGCACAAAAACGUGUCGUACGCUCUUUUUCACAGCAAAGUUCAGAUGUAUCAAGAGUGAAAUGAGAUGUAUGGAAGUGAGAUCUGGGGCCCCCUCAGUAGACUUGGGCAUGGCUCAUGGGACAAACACCCAAUAGAGGCUCUCCAUACUGAAUUCUGUAGAAGAAUCCUACAUGUUCAAAGAAAAACUCCAAAUAACGCCUGCCGAGCAGAACUGAGAUGUUUCCCAUUUUUGUUAAACAUUCAGAAAUGGGCAAUCAAAUUUUGGACACAUCUAAAUUGAAGCCCAAAAGACUCACUUCAAUAUAAAGCACAAAAAGCCCAAGAGCUGAACUCUGAAAACUGUCCCCUUAGUCAGCUGGUGAGGAAGCUAAUCAGCCAGACUCCUGUCAGCACUGAUCCAAAACACAACCAAAUGAAACUCAUCAUGAAGCACUCCAAAGAUCUGUAUUUAGAACACUGGAGAAACCAAACAAAGACCCAAAGUAGAAAGAAUUGUUAUUUGACCCUAAACCAUGAUUAUAAAUUAUCUGAAUAUCUGUACAGUGUCAGAGAUACAAAACAAAGACGUAUCCUGACCAAAUACAGGCUGAGUGACCACCAGCUAGCUGUAGAGACAGGGAGAUACAGGCAGACAUGGCUGCCUAGAGAGGAGCGUCUAUGUGCUCACUGCUCUACAGGGGACAUAGAGACAGAGAUGCACUUCCUCCUCUACUGUAGCAAGUUCUCUUUUCUAAGAGAUUCCCACUACAGGAAAAUUACUAAAAUAGUGACAAACUUCCCAACAUUAACCCCAGAAGAGAAACUGUCAGUUCUCCUGGGGGAAGGGUCAGCAGCUCCUCUGGCUGCUAAAUAUCUGUCUGCCUGUCACAGCCUGAGGGACGCACCAUCCCAUGGUGUUUGAUUUUGGGUGGGGGUUUUGUGAGCGUGCUGCAUCGGGUGAGGACAUUGAUAUAUGCUGUAUGGGUAAUCGUUCAUUAAUGCGUAUAGAAUAUGUAAUAUAUGUAGUGUAGUGUGUUGUGGAUAUAGAUGUAAUGUAUGUGUAUGAAUGCAUGUGCUUUGGCAAUAACAUGUCUUUGUUCAUGCCAAUGAAGCAAAAUUGAAUUGUAAAAAGAUUUAAAUGAUCGUGGAAAUGUGCAGUGCCUCACGCCAACUUCAUGGCUGGCGUACGCUCGUUUCUACAGCUGUUGAUCCUUGCGCAUAGAUUCAUACAUCUGGAUAUUUUUGUGCGUGCAACAGUUUCUGGAUUUGAGUGUACGCCAUGUUUCAGUAGGAAAUCCAUGCAAGUCUUUGUACAUGAGGCCUCUGGAGGGUGUUAUUGCUUAAUUUACAUCAAAAAUGAAAUAAUGAGGGGGGCUGGUGCCCCUGUAAAUCUGAACCUGGACCCCCCUUCCACACCAAACAAAUAUUAUACAAUAAAAAAAGCUUCGGUAUCGUGCCUAUGUUACAGGCGGAGCACAUGCGUGUGGCACUUGGUUCCAGUCCCUUAGAGCGCUAAGGGUCUCAUGUUGAGUGUAAACAGCCAAACAGCUGCUGUCAGUCUGCAUUAGUACACAGUAGUAUACAUGUCUAGUAUAUAGGGAUGCACUGAUGUUUAGCCAGUUCGUUCUCAGCCGGUCCUCGCCCUUCUCAGUCUCUUUUGUCAGGGUUGAAUGUGUCCCUCUGACAACACCCUUGGCCCCAGCCUGGCCCCCCCAGUAAAAUUGGUCUAGAACCACCACUGCCAGCACCGCAAUCAGUGAUGAUUGAAAAGAGAGAGAAUUGUUGCCCAUCGCAGAGAUCCUGGAGACACAGCACUGUUAGCAUGAAUUUAUAUUUCUUCUGUUUGUAUAUUUUUAGACAUGUUCAUCGUAGAAACACGUGGACACAUUCAAUAAAAUGUGAUUGAAAAAUUAAAAAACAGAGUAUAAUA